GUCUUUGUCCAGCUCAAAGGUAGUAGAAGGUGGUGCCGAUGCAGCUGUCUUUUCCCCAACAGAAACGCUUCCAGAUCAAGCUAUGGGACGCGGUGGGAAACGCAGCUGGCACUCCGGUGAUCGCCGAGAAGCAAAACGAAACCGCAGAAACGCGGUUUACAACGGCGAAGGUCGUCCGGCCGACUUGGUUGUUGGCGAAAAAAAGCCCAAACGCAAAGUCGCGUGCCUUGUCGGCUACUGUGGUACAGGAUACCAUGGAAUGCAGUUGAAUCCACCGAACAAGACAAUUGAGGGUGACCUCUUUGAGGCGUUCGUAAAGGUGGGAGCAGUCUCGUCAUAUAACGCAGACGAUCCCAAGAAAGUUGCUUUAGCGCGUGCUGCACGGACAGACAAGGGCGUUCAUGCAGCAGGAAAUGUGAUCACAUUAAAGCUCAUUUUGGAAGACGAAAACUUGAUCCAAAAAGUGAAUGAGGUUCUUCCACCGACGAUUCGCGUUUGGGACGUUAUUCGGACCAUCAACUCGUUCAACCCUCGUACAUACUGUGAGUCUCGUAUUUACGAGUACUUGCUUCCUUCGUAUGCAUUUGCACCCCCAAAGCCCACGUCGAAUCUCGGAAAGUUAAUCAUUGACAAUGCUGUGUCCAAGGGCGACAAACUGCCUGAAGGAGAUGCGGCGGAGGAAGACAUCGACAAUCUUUCUCGUCGUUUGUUCUUUGAAGAAGGCAAACAGUUGUGGGACGAAUUCGACAAAACGUUGUCUAAACUCAAGGACGAUUUCAACGCGGACCCUGCAUCGUUCAAGGAUCCUUAUCGCGAAUCGCUCAAUGAAGCUGAUGCUUUGUACGACAUUCCUCAAGACACCAAGUUGUCACGCGUACUGAAACACGCAGAAAUUCACGAACUGCGCAAAUACCGCAUCACUCCUGAACGUCUUCGUGUUGCUCGUGAAGCCUUUAAGCGUUUCGAAGGUGUACACAAUUUCCACAACUUUACUGUGGGUCAAUCGUUCCAUGAUCGCAGUAGCAACAGAGUCAUUAAAUCGUUUACGGUCUCGGAUCCGAUUAUCAUUGAGGGCACCGAGUGGCUCUCGUUAAAGGUGCAUGGACAAUCGUUCAUGUUGCAUCAAAUCAGAAAAAUGGUGGCUUUGAUUAUGCUCGUGGUGCGUACAGGAUGUCCUUUGGGCCGGAUUGGCGAGACGUUCAGAAAACCUCGCGUCAAUAUCCCCCGUGGACCUGGAUUGGGCUUAUUGUUGGAGAGCCCAUUCUUCCAAGGUUACAACGAGCACAAGGCCGCUGAGAACAACCGGCCUCCCAUCGACUUUACCAAGUACGACGAGACGAUUGAAGCAUUCAAAAAGGAGUAUAUUUACAGCCACAUCUUCAAGGAAGAAGCAGCCAGUCAAGUAUUCCAUGGAUUCUUGACGUUUAUUGACUCAUACAUUGGCGAUACUUUUGCUUACCUGUCUGAUCGAGGCAUUGAAACUGCCGACAAGACGGAGGCCGAGGAACUUCCCAAGUUGCCUAAGGAAAUCUCCAGCGAAGAUGAAGAUGAUGAACAGGCUGCCGCGGGAAACAAAGCGGAACUGGAGGGUUAACAAAAAGAGAGGAUUGAGCCGCGUGUUGGCAUGCAACAAGUCUUCGGCGUUCCUCCAUGACCAAACCACUUUUUGUAUAGUUGAAAAGGGAUUCAUAACGGGAUUCAUGCUAGUAAUAGAUAAAACACAGGUUCACGGAGAA
Molecule: messenger RNA, 1736 nt
Organism: Schizosaccharomyces japonicus yFS275
Lineage: Eukaryota; Fungi; Ascomycota; Schizosaccharomycetes; Schizosaccharomycetales; Schizosaccharomycetaceae
Product: tRNA pseudouridine synthase Lsp1
Exons: 3
Coding region: 83-1594 (503 amino acids)
Biological process (GO): mRNA pseudouridine synthesis; pseudouridine synthesis; snRNA pseudouridine synthesis
Cellular component (GO): nucleus; nuclear lumen
Molecular function (GO): pseudouridine synthase activity; tRNA pseudouridine synthase activity; snRNA pseudouridine synthase activity
Source: RefSeq, a predicted model, not a curated record